Messenger RNA from Alternaria postmessia, 711 nucleotides. RefSeq lists its product as uncharacterized. The transcript is spliced from 3 exons. The record is from RefSeq and is a predicted model, not a curated record. Gene Ontology annotation, cellular component: cytoplasm. Bases 1 to 711 code for a protein of 236 amino acids. Lineage: Eukaryota; Fungi; Ascomycota; Dothideomycetes; Pleosporales; Pleosporaceae.
AUGGCAGACGACUCCAGCAAGGACGCCUUACGUGCAGCCAUACUUGAUUUGGCCAAGCGCACGGAAAACCUUCUGUCUCGCCAAGCAUCCGAUCCCGGUCGUCGCAUGCUUGUUGCGCUUGCAGGCGUGCCAGGCGCGGGGAAGUCGACGGUAUCUGAUGCGCUCAUCACCGAGCUCACUGCUCGAGGCAAUAAAGAUGUUGCUGUUGUACCAAUGGACGGCUUCCACUACACGCGAGAAAUCUUGUCAACAUUUGACGAUGCCGAAGUAGCGUUCAAAAGACGUGGAGCGCCAUUCACAUUCGAUGCGAAAGCAUGCGUGACUCUUGUCAAGGCACUCAAAGAAGCCGCUGUCACCAAGGAUGGCGAAGCCGACAUCUGCAUUACUGCACCCAGCUUUGACCAUGCUGCUAAAGACCCCGUGCCAGAAGCUAUCAAGAUAUCCUCUCGCACGCGACUCGUGAUUGUCGAAGGUAAUUAUACGCUUCUGAGACAGAAUCCAUGGAAUGAGAUUGCAGAAGUGUGUGACGAAAGGUGGUUUGUCGAUGCGCCUGUAGACACCGUCCGCACACGCCUAGCGCAACGUCACCUUGCUGCUGGUAUUGAGACUUCCAUGUCAGCUGCUAUUGCAAGAGCGGAAGAAAACGACAUUCCAAACGGCGAAUUGAUACGGUCCUUGUUGGUCAAACCCGACGUGGUUAUUGAAAAUUGA